This is a messenger RNA of Mesocestoides corti, 312 nucleotides long. The record is from the annotation of a GenBank genome assembly. NCBI's taxonomy places the organism in Eukaryota, Metazoa, Platyhelminthes, Cestoda, Cyclophyllidea, Mesocestoididae.
AUGAAAGGUAAUUGUUUGGCGUACAAAGUCGUCUCAAAGCCGAUCGACUAUGGUCCCGACAAUGGCUUCAUGAUGCUAACCGAACCCGAGACUGGUUGCUUGAAAUUCCGCGACAACGAGUACGUCUACUCGCUGUGUGCCUUCAAAGAUGUCCACCAACGGGUCCCACACGCCAGCUCGGGUGGAACCCUACUGGGCACCUGGAAGGAAUGGGUCGGCCACCCGGAAGACUCUGUCAACUGGACUAGAGAGGGGAAGUUGGCGAAGUUGCCCUACAGCGAGAUGCUGUAUGAUGCCGGUGAACACUGCUAG